AUGGAUCGUUCAGCGUUCAACUGCUUGAAACGUUUCAUUUUAGCUCUUGCUUUGCUUUUUCUUCAUCGCAGUCGCCAUUUAUUAGUUGCUGCUGUAGACACCCUCUCUUUGGGUGCUUCUCUGAGGGAAAAGCAGACCAUAACUUCAAAGAAUGGCACUUUUGAAAUGGGAUUUUUCAGUCCCAAUGGAACCAAUAAAUGGUAUGUUGGCAUCUGGUAUGCCCAGAUCCCUGACAAGAACAUCGUUUGGGUGGCUAACAGGGAGACUCCCAUCAGAGAUAUGCCCAGUGUUUGUACGCUCUCUUCAACUGGCUAUCUCACUCUCUCUGAUUUGCAAAGAAAAGUCAUCUGGUCGAGCAAUAAUACUCAGCAAACACAGGCAUCCAGUGCUUCCAUACUCGAUACUGGGCAGCCCUUCUUCAUUCGAUUGGCUGCUUCUGAUGUGUCACAGUUGUCAGCGCACAUAGGAAGAAGUAGCAACAGAGUUGUUGCACUCUCUAUUUCAAUUUCUUUGGGCCUUGCUCUUUUGAGUGCUCUCUUCAUUCUUGCAUGGUUUAUUCAGUGUAGGUGCAAAAGACUGGUUGAGAAAUUCAUGAAGGAUGACACUUCAACAUCGCUCAGAGCAUUCAGCUACAAAGAGCUCAAAGUUGCGACCAAGAAUUUCACCCUUAAGUUGGGAAAGGGAGCAUUUGGCUCUAUCUUCAAAGGAUUUCUGUUAGACAAAUUGCUUGUAGCAGUGAAAAAAUUAAAGGGUUUCGUACAAGCAGAAAAAGAUCACAUCAUCCAUUGUGAUAUCAAGCCAGAAAACAUUCUUUUGGAUGCCGAUUUCUCUCCAAAAGUGGCUGAUUUUGGGCUCGCAAAGCUUGUUGGCAGAGAUUUCAACAAAGUGUUGACAACAACAAGGGGAACAAGAGGGUAUUUAGCUCCCGAGUGGCUUUAUGGCUUGCCAAUAACAGUGAAGGCGGAUGUAUACAGCUUUGGCAUGACCUUGCUCGAACUGAUCUCAGGGCAACAAAUAUGA
Cryptomeria japonica (Japanese cedar) is the source of this 1020-nucleotide messenger RNA. RefSeq names its product G-type lectin S-receptor-like serine/threonine-protein kinase At2g19130. The transcript has 3 exons. Gene Ontology annotation, biological process: protein phosphorylation. Gene Ontology annotation, molecular function: ATP binding; protein kinase activity. The record is from RefSeq and is a predicted model, not a curated record. Bases 1 to 1020 code for a protein of 339 amino acids. Lineage: Eukaryota; Viridiplantae; Streptophyta; Pinopsida; Cupressales; Cupressaceae.